AUGCGCGGCUCAAUCACUCAUACGUUGAUCGCGGGCCUGCCGCUCGCCAAUGCGGUCAUGGACGGCGUCUUUGUGCUACCGCUCACACGCAUCAAGGGGCAUAGCGCCUACGGCAUCCAAGUCGACGUGGGCACGCCGCCGCAGCGAAAUGUCAUGUUUAUCGACACGGGCUCUGCCACCACGGGCGUGGAAGAUCCCAAUAGCAGAGCAUGCAAAAUGGGAUCUUGCCGAGACUACAGCUUCUAUGACAACACCACUUCGUCCACCUCCGUCUGGAUCAACGACAAGUACUCUGACCAGGUCGGCGACCACGGCUACGGCUCCUACAUCAACGACACAGUGACCUUGGGUGGGCACACCGUCUCCAACAUCACCUUUGGCACACUGUCGUCUUUUGACGGCUUUGACCAGUCGCAACCGCAAGCUGGCAUUUUCGGCCUCGGCGCCGUGUGCCGUGAGCCUGACUGUCGCCAAUACCCGACGACGCUGCAGCAGAUCGCAGACCGCGGGCUUAUCUCGCAUCGCGUUUUUAGCAUGUACCUAGGCCCGAACGUACUCAACGCUACCGGGGAACUUCUUUUUGGUGGGGUGGACAGGGCAAAGCAGGACGGCGUGGUACAUACCCUCCCGAUGAGGCCGAAUCUGAGCGGGCAGCCGAACAAUGUGCAGAUCACCGCCGUGACACUGCGCAGAGCAGACAGCAGCAAUGUGACUGCGAAUAUCCCAGAGAGCCAGCAGAUGGAGUCGGUGUGGGACUCGGGCAACCCGGGGUGGGAGAUUCCAGCGCCCGUCUUCGAGGCUGCCCUCGCGGCCCUGGGCAAUCCCGAUAAGAGGACGCUCGCGUAUGGUUAUGAAGUCGACUGCAAGUACCGCGCGGUCGAGUCCGAGGAUGUACUGGAGGUGACAUUCACGGAUGGCGUUGAGGUGGAAAUUUCCCUGGACAGGGUGGUGGGCGAGUAUGAUGGGACGCGCUGCAUCACGUACCUGGAGACGGGCGGCACGGGGGCCGGAUCCCUGGGAGAUGAAUUUCUGCGGAAUGUGUACACGACAUUUGACUAUGACGCAAAGACGAUUUCUUUCAGCAAGGUCAGGUACACAGCAAUGACCGACAUUCAGACGCUGUAG
Molecule: messenger RNA, 1125 nt
Organism: Akanthomyces muscarius
Lineage: Eukaryota; Fungi; Ascomycota; Sordariomycetes; Hypocreales; Cordycipitaceae
Exons: 2
Coding region: 1-1125 (374 amino acids)
Biological process (GO): proteolysis
Molecular function (GO): aspartic-type endopeptidase activity
Source: RefSeq, a predicted model, not a curated record